AUGCAUUACCCAAUAGAAAAGGGUAAACCCUAUUAUUCAACGUUACUGUCUUUGAAAUUUUUAGGGGUCUACCCGAAAUCGUCGAGCGAGGCGAGCUUGAAGGCGUCGAUGGUGACCACGGUUUGCACCAUAAUUUUCGCUGUUGUGGUAAUUUGCGUAGGAGGUAUGGGCCAUUUAAUCGCCUCUUUCAAAGGAAGUAAGAGUGUCGAAAUGAGCGAGGAUUUGGCGGUGACAGUGGGCGGUAUGGCGUUCUUACUUUGCGCCCUUUUCUUCAAAUUAAAUUGGCGAAACUGGGCCAAAUUUUUUCAUUCCAUCACCGAUUUCAAAACGUACGGAAAACCCGAAGAUUUCGACGCAGUCACCAUCAGAUGCAACUUCCUUUCGAUGAUGUACAGCAUCUACAUUUCGGGCGGCAUGUGCGUGUACGCGGUCAUCUCGAUUUUCGAAACGAAAUGCGUCAGAGACGAGCAAAACAACUUUUGCGGCACUUUAACCCAAAUCCGGCUGCCCAUCGAAGGCGAAAUUUCCACGCUGGCGAUAAACAUAAUUUUUUUAUGCCAACUUUCAUUGUGCAUUUGGGCCUGCGUUGAAACGGGAAACGUAUUUUUUCUAUCGCACGAAUCGUCCGAAUUUAUCAUAUGCCACAUAACCGCUCUCAAAAAACACAUAAUUGGAAUUUUCAAUUACGAAGACGAGAUGUCCAAGAGGGAGCAACUUUUGCAUUGCAUCAGAUACCACAAGCAAAUAAUCGAAUGGGGGUAUGAUUUGAAUCGACUUACAAAAAGCACGUUGGGUCAUAUGUCCUUAAUAGCGGCUAUCCAAGUGGGAAUGAUAGGGAAUCAAAUAUUGCACAAGUACAAAAUGUUCGGCGCUGCGAUUUAUCUCGCAGGGUACAUUAUGGCUAUAUUUCUCGUCUCGCACGCGGGUCAAAGGUUAAGUGACGAGAGCAUAUCCAUAGCGAAGGCGAUAUUCGAUUCCGAUUGGACUAAGGCCAGCACCGGCAUGAGGAAAGACCUAACUUUCAUGCUAGCAAGAUCGCAAAUACCGUUAUUUAUUAGUUGCUUGCCGUUGGGGAAUUUUAAUUACGCUUUGUUCGUUACUAUGCUGAAGGCCUCUUACUCGUAUCUAACGCUGCUGAAACAAUCCACUUCGAACAAAGAUGAUUAA
Messenger RNA from Phyllotreta striolata, 1167 nucleotides. The record is from the annotation of a GenBank genome assembly. NCBI's taxonomy places the organism in Eukaryota, Metazoa, Arthropoda, Insecta, Coleoptera, Chrysomelidae.